AUGGCUAUGGGGCCUGACUAUUACUCUCGUUUCCCGGGCUUUCAGUCCAAUCCAACUGCGUCUUCAAGCGACGAAUUUACCCGCCUGGCACGUCAUAUGGGCUGGGGAAAAAAAUCCAAGACCUACAAGAGGGAGCGGGCAAGUUUCUUAGCCUCAGAAUUCGCCACCCACUACGGCGCAGACGGGACAAAGCUGCAGAACUGGCAAGCUCUUUGCCUCGAACUUCAGAUCAGAGAGCCCAUCGACACAAUCACGAAAUGCCGGAAGGCGCUCAGCAAGGUCCAUGUUAAUCUGGUUGACCUUAUCGACGCCCGUCGAACGGGCAAGGCUCCCACGAAAUUUCCGAAUUCCCAGUCGCUUAGGGAAUAUACAGUCUCAAAGGGCAAAAUAUUCCCCAAAGCAGCCGCUAAGGAGGAUGGGUUCCUCAAGGCCUUACUCCGACGCAUUCUGUAG
Microsporum canis CBS 113480 is the source of this 453-nucleotide messenger RNA. RefSeq lists its product as hypothetical. The coding region runs from base 1 to 453 and encodes 150 amino acids. The record is from RefSeq and is a predicted model, not a curated record. Lineage: Eukaryota; Fungi; Ascomycota; Eurotiomycetes; Onygenales; Arthrodermataceae. The transcript is spliced from 2 exons.